Molecule: messenger RNA, 1755 nt
Organism: Dendrobium catenatum
Lineage: Eukaryota; Viridiplantae; Streptophyta; Magnoliopsida; Asparagales; Orchidaceae
Product: geraniol 8-hydroxylase-like
Exons: 2
Coding region: 20-1525 (501 amino acids)
Molecular function (GO): oxidoreductase activity, acting on paired donors, with incorporation or reduction of molecular oxygen; monooxygenase activity; heme binding
Source: RefSeq, a predicted model, not a curated record
CCAUCUGCAAAUAAAGAAAAUGGAAGUUCUAACUCAAGGUCUUCUAUGCUCAGUUUUCUUCAUAGCUCUCGCCAUCCUUUUUAGAAUAGUCACAAAACGUGGAUCCUCAAGCCAGUUACCUCUUCCUCCCGGCCCAAGACCUCUCCCGGUGUUGGGAAACAUACUCGAACUCGGCCAAAAUCCCCACCGCUCCUUGGCUCGUCUUGCCCGGACAUAUGGACCAGUCAUGUCUCUCAAGCUUGGCACUAUUCACACCGUCGUCGUCUCCUCUCCAAGCUUCGCAAAAAUAGUUCUGAAAACAAAAGAACACUCCAUCUCUGAUCGACAUGUCCCAGAUGCCGUGAAAAUUCUCGGCCACGAGGAGGUCUCCAUUGUAUGGUUGCCACCAAACCAAUCAUGGAGGUACCUCCGCACUCUUGCCAAAACCCAUCUCUUUAACUCGCAGUCUCUCGAAGCAACCCAAAUACUUCGCCGGAAAAAGGUCGAGGAACUUGUCGCUUUCAUAAGGGGGGAGAAUGGGGCGGCGGUGCACAUUGCUCGGGCAGCAUUUAGUACUGUUCUCAAUCUCAUAUCGACCACAAUCUUGUCAACUGAUAUGGUAGAUUUCAAAUCUAAUUCAGCUCAAGAGUUGAAGGAUACUAUGUGGGGUUUGAUGGAAGAGGCCGGAAGACCGAACAUCUCUGACUUCUUCCCUUUAUUGGCUCCAAUAGACAUGCAAGGUCGAAGACGACGAUUUACUGUAUACUUUAAGAAGUUAUACGACUUCUUCGAUCAAAUGAUAGAAAAUAGAUUGGCAAUCACGGCAGAAGGUAGAAGGAAGAAUCCCGACAUUUUGGAUGUGCUUCUUCAACUCUGUCGAGAAGUCAACUCCAAGCUCAACAGAAGAAUGAUAAAAUCCUUGCUAUUGGAUUUUUUUCUUGCUGGAAGUGAGACGGCCGCCGCUACGUUGGAGUGGGCGAUGGCCGAGUUGCUUCACCGGCCAGAAUUGAUGAUGAGGGCUCGAGAAGAGAUCACAACUGUCAUCGGGUUCGAGAGAGAAGUAGAAGAGUCGGACAUCUCAAGACUUUUGUUCCUCCAAGCAGUUUUGAAGGAGACUCUCCGGCUUCAUCCCCCAGUUCCACUUUUAUUGCCUCAUAAAGCAGAGGUGAGUACAGAGAUAAAUGGUUACAGGGUGCCGAAGAACAAUCAGGUCCUUGUGAAUGUUUGGGCCAUGGGCCGAGACGAGCGGGUUUGGGAGAAUCCGGAUUGCUUUUUACCAGAGAGGUUCAUGGAAGGAAAUGAGAUUGAUUUUCGUGGACAGCACUUUGAGCUCAUACCAUUUGGUUCGGGGCGGCGAAUCUGUCCUGGGCUUCCUUUGGGUGUUCGGAUGGUACAGCUCAUGCUGGCUUCCCUCAUUCAAUCCUUCGAAUGGAGUUUGCCUGACGGAAUGAAGCCUACUGAUUUGGAUCUCACUGAGAAGUUUGGUGUCACACUUGUCUUGGCUUGUCCACUUAAGGCCAUAGCUACUCCUGCUAGAAAAAAUUGAACACUGGAUCAAUAUUAAGAGCCAUCAAGACUAUCAUCAUAUUAUGGAGAUUAAGAUUCAGUAGAAAGCAUUGAAAAGUGGUUUCAUUUGCGACAACUUUCUUAUUAUUUUUUAAAAUAAAAUUUUAAUACAAAAAUUUAUAGCAGAAGAAAUUUUUGUACUAAAAAUUUGUUUUAAAAAACAGCAAGAAUGUUAUCUCAAAAGAAGCCUAAAUGUCAAUUGUAGUAUUA